AUGUCAGUUGUAGAGGCCUUUCUCCGCGGCGGUGCUCCGUGCACAACACCGUCGGAUCUGACCGAGGUGCUGAGCAGUGCGCACCCACCCUACGCGUAUUGGAGGUGUGUUGCAUACUACCCCCGCCGCUGGCACCACGAUGCCAUAGACAACAGGAUUACCGCUCCACUUUUUUUCCUUCUUUUUGGUCACCAGGACCGGUGCGAUAACCGCGGCGCUGAUGGUGACACGGCACCGACGGAAGAAGCUGUGACAGUGCCCGAGGCGGCAUGGCAUCUUCUCUACUACACCAUUCUGCCUGAAGGGGCGGCUCCUAUAGAAACAUUCACCCGCGACCGCAAGGCAACAGUGGAGGCGGAUAGGGAGAGUGGCGGUCUCGGUGGGAGUUCCGCAGCAGCUCUUUUCAGCAGUGGAGGCGGCGUUGGCAUCUUGCGCGUCCUCCUGAGCACUGUCCCUGCUACCUUGUUGCCCAGCGGAUCGCUGGAGUGGUACAGCGUGGCACAAGGGAUUGCAUACGAGCGGAUGGGCCUCUUGACAGCAUCUCUAUUCCUCGCGAAACUCGUGCCUGGCGUCGGUGAGGUGCUCAGCAAGCACUGGAGGCCGAUGGCACGCGAUGCCAAAGAGGUAGACACAGGUAAGGCCCUUGGUACGUUGCCAACAUCACCGUUUAGUGCGGGGUAUUAUGUAGUGGAUGGAGCGGCUGUGGAGAUUGUCGACCUAAUCCCUAGCGACGACGCGUCGUCUUCGACGUUUGUUGCACACAGGCGGGCCAACUGCGAUCCCGCGUCUGUGAACGACAGCGUUUCCUUGACUCCAGCGUUUCCUUCUUCGCUUCUCAAGUUUCGGUUUAUCACGGCAACGGUCCACGACGCCGUUCAGUGGAUGUGCACGGGGAGUAAGAUGGCGGCUGUGGCAACUGACGCCUCCGCGCCGUCAAUCACCGAGGCUGGCUGGCACAUCCUCUACCCCCUCAUGGCAUCGUUGCGGCCCUGCAUGUAUUCCUCUCUCUUCGAAGAGGCCACCGACGUCGGUCGACCAAAAGGUGCAUCGUCAACUGUGAAUGUCGAGUCGCUGACAGGCCUGGCAAGGCUUCGCGCAGAGCGAGACGCCGGUAUUGCGCAGUGGAAGAAGCAGAUAGGCAGUUACACCAGUUUCACAGUCCCGGAGGAGUACAACGCCAUUAUCGCCGCUGAGUGUAUAGCUGACGCUCCUGCUGCGAAAGGUGCUCACGCAGCGGCCGACGCAGCUUCGUCUGCAGUACCGCCCUCGACUACCACCGUCACCACCGCGGCGUCAGGGGAGAGGUUGUAUCAGCACGUGCUCCUGCUGCAGCGACCUAUUGUCACCAAGGAGCCGAUCGAUGUCGACAACCGCAAUGCUGGACCCCUUUCCCCACAGCCGAUCAGCGCAGAGCUGCACCUUGUGUGCGAUCGCGGAGACAUCUGCUACGCUCUGGAGCAGCUGGACAACCGCGCGAACCUGCACUUUGUGUUUGAGGACACAGUGCACGAUGACGGUGAGGUGUUGGUGCAACUAACGCCGGUCGAAGGGGUGCCAUUUUGUGACCUUGAGGAGUACUUCAGAAUCGUGUCUGCUUCGUCGAUGGCGCUCAGUUCAGGAGGUGCAACUCAGUACUCUAGCUCGUGCUGCCCUGCAGUAGUGCCGCGCGUUGUGUAUCGUCGGCCAACAGGCAAGGUCCAGAAGGCCAACCCCAUCGCAUAUGCACUGACCGAGUUGGAGGUGACGUCGCCGACGCUGGCGAUGGUGAGGGCUGCUGCUGCAGCUCUUCUCUAUGUCUCGUCACAGCUGGUUGAGGUAGCGGAGGCGACGACAGCCUCCUCCCCUACUACCGGGACCUCGUGCAGUGCACCAGCGCCGGGGUACACGCUGACCGUGCCGCCUGUUGACUUCAGCACUGUUUCGCAGAAGAAAUGCGGCUGGUGUGGCCGCCGGCGCGAAGUUCUUCUGCGCUGUAGCGGUUGCAAGGCUGUGUCGUACUGCUGCAAGCGGCACCAGACACUGGAUUGGAAGGAGGGCUCUCACAGGCUGGAGUGUAAGUGGUGGCGUCGCGCGCGCGAGCUGCAGGAGCGCGUUGUCGUGCCGUGGAUGACGCAAUCCUCGACAAUGUGGACGGCCGUGACGGCCGAUGGGAAGCCGAGCUUCUUCCCGAAGAGUCAGGGCUGGUCUUGCGCUGCCACACUGAUCCAGUUUGUGAGCGACAUCAAUGUGCCUACUCGAAGUGCUCAGCUGAAGUCGUCAUCGCCUGACAAUGCAAUCCACUACAUCCACAUUGUGGGACUGGACACCGCGUGCGUGGGUGACUUCGUACGGGCCCUGGCAGAGGACAGUCAUGUGCGGGAGGAGUUGGCGUCCCUCACUUUUGAUGCUACUGGUGGUGAGCGGCAGUACCGCAUGCUGGUCUGUUCCGACACCUUCACGGAUUCCCAACGCAACGCCGUGUGGGCCAUCCGUCGUGCCAACACCGACUCGCUGUGGCUGACACCUGCCACAGGAGUCCUGGGUGACGCGUGGCACUGUGAAGGGGCUAACAAAAUGGCGACGCGACCCACAUGUGUGAUGGCCCUCAUUCGACUGUCCGGCAUCCAAUAUCACACAAUAGAAAGGCACCUUGGCGCAAGCAGGGAAGGAUGCCCACGGGCUGUGCUGCACUUUGGACCCGCGAAUGGUGAGGGGUGCACUUACCUCACCGCUGCCCUUGAGGUGUUUGCUACCCACGACGUUGGCGUUGUACCGCUGCGACUGGUGGACAGCUCGUACGUCGGCGCUGCCCGUACGCGUGACGCAAUGGCUGCGCGUGUUGCCAGCAGUGAUACGUGCCCCACCACCACCAAGAGUCGUGUCGCAGCGCUCGUGGCCAAAGCAAAGCAGGCCGAGUCAGCCGAAGUACCAAGCGACGCCGACGACUCAUCGGGUUCCUCACAGGGCCCGUUCUUUAUCCACUUCAACAAGGAGGGUGCGGUAGCUCUGGCAGCAGCCGAGAAGUUGAGUUGCACUGCAGGAUUCACGUCUGCAGGGCCGGCCUCGGCUUCUGUCGUGACGCCAUAUCUGAACUGCUUCCUCUGGGAUGCAUUGCCUGCUGACUACACUUGA
Molecule: messenger RNA, 3111 nt
Organism: Leishmania braziliensis MHOM/BR/75/M2904
Lineage: Eukaryota; Euglenozoa; Kinetoplastea; Trypanosomatida; Trypanosomatidae
Exons: 1
Coding region: 1-3111 (1036 amino acids)
Source: RefSeq, a predicted model, not a curated record